AUGAAAAUAGCAAACUCCCGGGUGAAGAAGAUCCUUGUUGACAGUGGAUCCUCAGCCGACAUCAUCACACUUGAUUGUCUGCUCAAACUAAAGUACACCGAGAAGGAUGUGAUCCCUACCAACCAACCGUUGAUCGGUUUCGGAGGCGGGUCGGUCUACCCUCUCGGUCAUGUAAAGCUGGCUGUAAAACCCGGGGAGAGAGGAAAGGGCAGGAGUCUACCAAUAGACUUCCUAGUUGUUGACACCCCGCUGCCUUACAACGUCAUCAUGGGCAGGCCCACCAUGAACAAGAUAAAGGUUGCCAUCUCGGUAUAUCAGCUGCUGCUCCAGUAUGAAACCGACGAUGGGCAAGUUGGGAAGAUAUAUGGUGAUCAGCAAACAGCCCGGGAGUGUUACAUCAACAGCUUCCGAACCAAAGCACCCGAGGAGAAGAAGGAAAAGAAGAGAAAGAGAGAAGAACCAGCAGAAAUCCCCGCGGGGCUCGGGGUAUAUAUAUCUGAAAACCCCAAGUAUUAUGAACGACCCCGUCCUGUGGAGGAAGUCGAAGAGGUCGUGAUAGAGCCAGAGGUCGGGCAUACUUUGAGGAUUGGCUCAAACCUCAAUCCCGAGAUCAGGAGCACUGAUUCAGCCUUGAAAGAGUUAAGGAUGUUUUGCUUAUUCAGCUGCGAAUGCAAGGGUGAACCCCGACUUUGCUCCACUGAGCUAAACAUCAAGGAAGGGUUCCUCCCCAUCAAGCAAAAGCUCAGGCAUCAGGGUCCCGAGAGGAAUGCCGCAGCUGCAGAGGAAGUGAAGAAGCUACUAGAGGCAGGAAUCAUCGAGGAGUGCCAAUAUACAGAAUGGUUGGCCAAUAUGGUCUAG
Molecule: messenger RNA, 858 nt
Organism: Beta vulgaris subsp. vulgaris (sugar beet)
Lineage: Eukaryota; Viridiplantae; Streptophyta; Magnoliopsida; Caryophyllales; Amaranthaceae
Exons: 1
Coding region: 1-858 (285 amino acids)
Source: RefSeq, a predicted model, not a curated record